AUGAGGACCUGCUGCAGGGGCACAGCCGUGCCCACCCUGCUGCUGCUGCUGCUGCUGGGCACCGCGCCCGCCCGCGCCCAGCCCUCCUGCCUCCGCUUCCCCGAGCUCCUGCCCGCCAGGCUCAAAGAGCUCCGGCUCAAGUUUGAGGAAAUUAAGGAUUAUUUUCAAUCACAAGAUGACGACCUGAGCAUCCAGCUGCUCAGCUCCGACCUGCUGGAGGAAAUCAAGGGGAGCCUCGGCUGCCAGUCGGUGUCGGAGAUGAUGGGGUUCUACGUGGACGAGGUGCUGCCCAGCGCCAUGAGGAGCAGCACCCAGCACCAGCACAGCAUGGGCGACCUGGGCAACCUCCUGCUCAGCCUGAGAGCCAUGAUGAGGCGCUGUCACAGAUUCUUCACCUGUGAGGAGAGGAGCAGGAGCAUGAAGCACGUCAAGGAGACCUUCAGCAGGAUGAAGAAGAAUGGAAUCUACAAGGCCAUGGGAGAGUUUGACAUCUUCAUCAACUACAUUGAAAAAUAUUUAACAAUGAAGAGAAGGAGCUGA
This is a messenger RNA of Onychostruthus taczanowskii (white-rumped snowfinch), 540 nucleotides long. It is a transcript of the gene IL10, whose product is annotated as interleukin 10. Gene Ontology annotation, molecular function: cytokine activity. The coding region runs from base 1 to 540 and encodes 179 amino acids. The record is from RefSeq and is a predicted model, not a curated record. NCBI's taxonomy places the organism in Eukaryota, Metazoa, Chordata, Aves, Passeriformes, Passeridae. Gene Ontology annotation, cellular component: extracellular region. Gene Ontology annotation, biological process: immune response. The transcript has 5 exons.